AGAGCUCUGCAGUAACUCCAUUCACACCAGGCUCACAAACAGAAUCACAAGACACCCAAAGUCAGGUAUAUAACUCACAGAUGUAACCUGUGAGUAUAUCACUGCUGCAAUGAGCAAGACCUUUCUCCCAUCUUCUUGAUUUCUCACACCAGCUUGUUGAGGCCACUUCUCUGAUGUGCUGCAUUUACCAUGGAAGCCUUACCAGCAGCUUUAUUCCCUUAUUCUUUUAUACAGCCUUACACAAAGGUAACAAGUUCGAGGAUAAACUAUGGAAGGCUAAAGCUAUCAGGAACAGACAAGCAAAGCCUGCAGUUGAAUAGGAGUGUCCUGCUGUUCCAAUUACAAAUUAAAAUAAAUUGCCCAGUUCUUUUCUAGGAAAUUUAAACUCUUAAUAAGAUUAUCUGUGAUGAAAAGAACAACAACUGACAAACAAGAAAACUCUCUGGCUCUCAGUGCAACUUAAAUGAUUCUCCCUCCAGUCUGCAAGUCUACAGUUUCUGGAUUCACAAGAUUUUACUCCAUUUAAUCACUGCUCACACUUUCCAUCACAGAACCUGGAUAUCAUUAUGUAUUUAGGACUAAGGGCCGCCGUCUGUUUUAUUCCAUAAUCUCUUUGCUUUCCCUCACUGAGUGUUUUUCAAACAAAACUCAUUAAACAAAGUACUCCUUUAUUCUCGGGUAGAUGGAACUAAGAGAGGGAACAAACAGCAGUAAUGCACUUGCUGUGGAGAACAGAAAAAAAACAACAUUCCAAGAAAUUUUGUUAAUACAUGCCAAUGCAGUUUUAUAUGAGAAGGGAUAGCUGCAUUCAAGAGAAACUGCAUUUACCAGGACAUCUACAGUGAAGAAAACAUCUCAGACCUCACGACCAGCAGCGGCCACAGCUUGGCUACGAAGCUCCCAGUUACUCAUUCCCACGAGAGAAAAGGCAGACAAAAGGUGACAGAACCAUCAUGGCAUCAGCAAGCCUGCAGUUCUUUGCUUUCAUUCUGGCUUUGUUUGGCGUUUUUGGAGAUAUCGCAGCCACCUUGCUCCCAAACUGGAAGGUAAACGCAGACGUUGGCUCAAACAUCAUAACAGCUAUCACACAGAUGCAAGGGCUUUGGAUGGACUGCACAUGGUACAGCACCGGGAUGUUCAGCUGCACCCUGAAAUACUCCAUUCUCUCUCUCCCUGUCUACAUCCAGGCUGCACGGAGCACCAUGGUACUGUCGUGUAUCCUGUCAGCCUUUGGGAUCUGCAUCACUACGGUCGGAAUGAAAUGCACAAGGCUGGGAGGGGACACCGACAGCAAAAAUAACGCUUGUUUUGCUGGAGGAAUCUGCUUCAUUCUUGCAGGAAUCUUUGGAUUAGUACCAACGUGCUGGUACAUGAGAGAAAUUAUUUCAAAUUUCCUGGACCAGACCAUUCCAGAGAGUAGUAAACAUGAACCCGGAGGAGCAGUUUAUACUGGAUUCAUCUCAGCAGGGUUUCUGCUUAUCGCAGGUGUGAUCUUCUGCUCUUCCUGUUUUAAAAGGCAGCAAGAAGCAUGGAUUUACCCUCCAAAGCAGCACCAUUUCCCAUCCACAGAGCAGGAGAGCAAUGCAGGUUACAGCCUGAAGGACUAUGUAUAAAUAGCUAUUUCUAUCCAUUGAAGUAUUUCUAUUCAUUUGAGGGGUUUUUUUGUGUGUUAAGUGUAGUUUGGUUAUUUCAACAAAUGUGUAACAUAGCACUUAAUCUUUCUUGUAUCUGGGCUGCAGUUAUGCUUAUGCAAGGUAUUUCAUUUAUAGGGGCAUCCACAAAAAGGAAGGAGUAGUAAAAGAUACUUGUCUGCUACAAGAGUACUUUAUUUUGUUGAUUUUUCAAACCCUUCUUUCUGACUUCACAACUUCUUCACAAGUUACACUUAUUGAAGAACAAGGAACUAUUUUAAAAACAUAAUUGACUGUACAAUUUAUACAUCAAUAUCUUGUCACAGCAAAGAUGAUUAAAACCUGCUUUCUGUUUAGUCAAUCAGACUUUCAAUAACAUAAGACGUUUUAUAGUGUAUUCUACAGUUUUAUCUUGAUUUUAUUUAUGAUGCAAGGAAUAAAACCCAGAAAGUAUUUG
This is a messenger RNA of Melospiza georgiana, 2088 nucleotides long. It is a transcript of the gene CLDN20, whose product is annotated as claudin 20. The transcript is spliced from 2 exons. The coding region runs from base 954 to 1613 and encodes 219 amino acids. Gene Ontology annotation, molecular function: structural molecule activity. Gene Ontology annotation, cellular component: bicellular tight junction; plasma membrane. The record is from RefSeq and is a predicted model, not a curated record. Lineage: Eukaryota; Metazoa; Chordata; Aves; Passeriformes; Passerellidae. Gene Ontology annotation, biological process: bicellular tight junction assembly; cell adhesion.